AUGUCGAUUGACAAAAGCCCUUCGUCAUCUCUGGCUGGUAUCACUGCUGAGCCGCCGUCACUCUCUCCUAAUCUCGGAAGUGAUGAAACUCGAGUUCGUGCGCCAUCCUUCGGCCCGCUACAACACCGGUUACGGAAGCUUAGCACGCGUCUCUCUCGGUCAUCGAGAUCCGACAGCUCAUGCAGUAUUCAAUCACUUUCUGCUGCUGAUAUAAAGGGAGCCCUCGGUCUGAACUUGCUUCAUGCGCCCUCGGAACCAGCAAUCGACUUUGUGUUCAUUCACGGUCUGGGUGGGGGAUCGAGGAAAACAUGGAGUCAUUCAGCCGAUAUUGGCAUGUUUUGGCCUAGAGACUGGCUGCCAAAUGAGGCCGGCUUCAAACACGUCCGCAUUCAUAGCUUUGGGUACAACUCAGACUGGACAACACGGAAGGACAGCCGGUUAACAGUCCAUGACUUUGGACAAGCGUUGCUUGCCGAUCUUCACAACUCCCCUUGCCUUCGCAAGAAUGGCGAUACACCGAUUGUGUUCAUAUCUCAUAGCAUGGGUGGCUUGGUGGCCAAAAAGGCGUACCUCAUAGCCACGCGUGAUCCGAACUACGAAACUAUCGGGAAGAGGAUCCAUACUAUGUUAUUCUUAGGCACGCCUCAUCGCGGAGCUGAUUCUGCAAGUGUCGCGAGAUUGGUCCGUCAGUCGGCUGGGUAUGGCUCAAAGGCGUUUCUAGAUGAUUUGAUUCCCGGCAGUGGAACACUAGAUCAAAUCAACGACGAAUUCAGACAUAUUUGCCACAAUAUUAACCUCUGGUCUUUCUUUGAGAGUUUGCCAACGAGUUUCGGCCCCAAAUCAUCCUUAAUUGUCGAAAAGGAAUCUGCCGUCCUUGGGUUACCGAGAGAACAUGUUCAGUAUCUUGAGGCCGAUCACCGACAAAUGUGCAAAUUCGAUUCGCCAAGCAAUCCGAACUAUUUGACUCUACAACGAGCCUUCAAAACCAUAGUCGAAGAGAUCGGGACUGUCACUUUAGUCCAAAGCCAACAGGAACAUAAAUCCAAAAUGCGAAAAAUUGCUGCAUUCCUGUGUAUUGACCAACGGCCGGACGCAGUUCUUCUUGCUAUAAACGAGAAGCAGCACCUCGGAUCCUGUACGUGGUUGACAGAUAGUGAUAGAUUCCAGAAAUGGAUCGAUGGGCCAAUCGGUCAUUGGGCCGACAAAGAGUCAUUGUCAGAGCCUUCUAGAGAUCUAGAGUCUAAGCGUUUAUGGCUCAAUGGCCGCCCCGGGACCGGGAAGACUAUCGCUGCCGGCCAUGUAAUCCGACAUCUCCAAUCUCGCAACCUUGACUGCAGCUUCUUCUUCUUCAGGCACGAGGAAACUUCUUCCUCCACUCUAGCCCUUUUGAUGAGAUCCCUAGCAUUCCAAAUAGCCGAUUCAAACUUUGAGGUGCGCCAGGCUCUGGCUUCUAUGGCCGAGGACAACAGAACCCUCAAGUUUGAGGAUCACUAUUUGCUCUGGGCAACUCUUUUCAACGAAUGCAUUUUCAAAGCAAAAUUUGACCGGCCUCAAUUCUGGGUUAUAGAUGCGAUUGACGAAUGCUCCUCCGAAGACCUACCUGGCUUGAUUUCCAUGCUGUCCCACAUGGAACAAACGUUACCCAUCCGAGUCUUGGUUACCAGCAGACCUGGUGGGCAAGUUAGGCGGUAUUUAACACUGGAACGCACGGAUUUUGUGGAGAUCGUCACAGGCGAAGAGGGUUCGCUUAGAGACAUCGAAGUGUUUGUUGAAGCCAUGUUUCUUCAGACAUAUGAUGCUGAUCAAUACGAUGGCAUACAGAAUCUUGUCGCCGAUGUUCUGACAAAAGCAGAUGGCAAUUUCUUAUGGACGUCCCUCACAGUAGCCCGUCUGGAGAAUGCAUACAGUGUAGAAGACAAGCAAGAUGUUUUGCGACAAAUUCCGCCGCAGAUGGACGAGCUUUAUUCCCGCACACUCGAUUUGAUAUCCCAAUCACCUAGCGCUGAGCUGGCCGAAUGUGUGUUGAAGUGGGCGAUUUGUUCGCCAAAAUCGCUUCACAUCAACGAGCUAGCCGAGGCUGUGAAACUCGAUGUCGGGAAGACUUUAGCAGCCAAUGGAAGGGAGCUGGAGAGCAUGACGGGACACCUCAUUGUCGUGGAUGGUCAGUCAUAUAUUCGCGUCGCCCAUCUAACGACAUCAGCCUUCUUAAGCCAAGAGAGAGACAAGGGCUUCUGGAUCGACACUGGGAAAGCGCAUUUAGAAAUUGCUGAAACAUGUCUCGACCUGCUGUGCAGUUCGAAUUUUGCGCCACCAAGAACGCAUCGAGGAGUCGCAGCGGCCAGGAUGCCUUCUCUUUCACCACUAUCAGAAUAUGCUGCACUGAGCUUCCCUUACCAUCUCGCUCAAGCCUCCUCAGCCACUGGAUCUUCGCUUCUCCUCCUAGCAAAGUUCUUCACUACAAAUGUCCUGACCUGGAUUCAACGAACAGCUACAGCUGGGAACCUGUGGACCUUGCAGCUCACUGCACAGAGGCUCAAGACAUACCUGGGCCGCCUAGCCAGAUGUCAAUCUCCUACCAGCACGGAGUUCCACACUAUCGCAACAUGGGCAAAUGAUAUCUACCGCAUCCUCGCCGUAUUCCAUUCUAUUCUUCUCACCUCUCCAUCUUCAAUCCAUUUUCUCAUCCCGCACUUCUGCCCUCCCAAGUCGAUGAUUGGGCAGAUCUUCGCAAAAUCAACCAAGCGACUUCGAAUUGCUGGUCCGAGAGAAGAAGAUUGGAACGACAGAUUGACAGGAUACAUAUUCUCAGAAGAGGCGUAUGCAAUCGCCUGCUGUACUCGCCUACUGGCUGUUGGUCUUGCCAGCGGAGAGAUCAGAUUAUUCCACCUUGCUGGGUCGGGGGCAUUCGAUGCAGCUGCUACAUUGAAUCACGGGAAGAGGGUUCGUCUGCUUGCCUUCAACCGAGCUUCUUCAGUACUAGUCUCAUGUAGUUCUCGAAACCUACAAAUAUGGGACACCCACCGGUCUCCAGAACCUAUCAGGCUAUCUCCCGUUUGGUCACGAACUAUCGACUUCACUCCAGGAUCAAUUUCAUUCGACCAUGACGAAGAAAUGAUAAUUCUUUCCAAUCCUCAUGGUACCUCUUUGGUGAUUUACGAUAUCAAAGAUGGAAAAGAAGCAGAGCGGAAACUUUUGCAUGUCCCCUCGGUCUGGGACUCAGACUCGUCGGAUGAAAACGAUAACAAACUUGGUUUAUGGACACCAGCAAUGCAGAUACGACUCGACUCGGACCACAAGCUUGCAGCGUUAUCUUACAGACAUUCUUCAGUCUCAAUCUGGGACUUGAAUACUUCUGUCUGCGUCGGCAACUUUGAGAAAGACAAUUUCAACUAUGUUUACGCUACCUCACAAGUUCUGGACAUGGUGUUCAAUCCAAUUGCUGAGGUCGAGCUGCUAGCAAUAUCAUACAUGGACGGCGACGUGGUAACUUGUAAUCCAUGGACACAAGACCAAGCAAACAAGUAUCACCUGCAAACAUUGCUAUCUGCUCUAUCCACUAGCUCCGAUGGCAGGGUUCUCGUAGGUGCUGCAGAGGACGGAGGCAUCUACCUUUUCCUCUUUGAGACCUUGCAGCCAAUUUACCACAUUCAACUACCAGGAGAUCAACUAAGAAUCAGAGAUAUCGCAUUUUCAGCAGAUAAUCUCCGUUUUUACGACAUCCGGGGGCAAUGCUGCAACGUCUGGGAGCCGAUUAUCCUCCUUUCCAAAGAGGAGUACGAUGACGACUCCCUAGAAAUUUCAUGUUCCAGAGAAGAAGUUGCCCUUCCGGAAAUAAAAGCAUCCCGUUCUCAUGUGUAUCAGUGGGGAGAAAGCAUCACGGCCAUCGAGCCAGCCAACGACAUGUUACUCGUCGGGCGCCAGGAUGGCACAAUUGAUGUCAGUGAUCUGACCACCGGCGAGAUGGUCGAGAAGCUCCGGAUUCACGAUGCAUUUGCAGAGAUAAAAUCAUUAGACUGGAACGAAGACACGUUGAGGCUGAUGCCGUGA
This is a messenger RNA of Colletotrichum tamarilloi, 4047 nucleotides long. RefSeq lists its product as uncharacterized. The transcript has 9 exons. Gene Ontology annotation, molecular function: protein binding; hydrolase activity, acting on ester bonds. Bases 1 to 4047 code for a protein of 1348 amino acids. NCBI's taxonomy places the organism in Eukaryota, Fungi, Ascomycota, Sordariomycetes, Glomerellales, Glomerellaceae. The record is from RefSeq and is a predicted model, not a curated record.